Messenger RNA from Capsella rubella, 1790 nucleotides. Its product is annotated as transcription factor bHLH3. The coding region runs from base 233 to 1636 and encodes 467 amino acids. Gene Ontology annotation, cellular component: nucleus. The record is from RefSeq and is a predicted model, not a curated record. NCBI's taxonomy places the organism in Eukaryota, Viridiplantae, Streptophyta, Magnoliopsida, Brassicales, Brassicaceae. Gene Ontology annotation, biological process: regulation of DNA-templated transcription. The transcript has 2 exons. Gene Ontology annotation, molecular function: transcription cis-regulatory region binding; DNA-binding transcription factor activity; protein dimerization activity.
UUUCUUCGUCAAUCUCAGGACAAGUCACUACUCCUACAGAUCUGAGUGAAUCAAAAGUACAGGUUCUGUCUUCUCUUUGAUUAGUCCUUGGCUCGGUAAUAGAAAUCAGAGAUAAGUCUUUUGUUAAAGGGAUUUACUUGUUACAUCAGCAAACCCUAAAAUCAAAGCCCCAGCAAGAAACACGUGAUUCUUCCUCACGACACCUCCAUCGACUCCUUUUCUCCUUUGAGAAAUGGGUCAAAAGUUUUGGGAGAAUUUGGAAGAUCGGGCGAUGGUGGAAUCCACCAUAGGCUCAGAAGCUUGUGACUUUUUCAUCUCAUCUGCUUCAGCUUCUAACACUGCCUUGGCCAAGCUAGUUUCGCCGCCAAGUGAUUCCAAUCUCCAGCAAGGGCUACGUCACGUUGUUGAAGGCUCUGACUGGGACUAUGCACUUUUCUGGCUAGCUUCCAACGUUAAUAGCUCAGAUGGUUGUGUCUUAAUCUGGGGAGAUGGUCAUUGCCGUGUCAAUAAGGGGGUUUCAGGAGAGGAUUAUUCUCAGCAAGAUGAGACCAAAAGACGUGUGCUUCGCAAGCUUCACUUGUCCUUUGUUGGUUCAGAUGAGGAUCCUCGUUUGGCGAAAUCAGGGGCUCUUACUGAUCUCGACAUGUUUUAUCUAGCUUCUUUGUACUUUUCCUUUAGGUGUGAUUCCAAUAAGUAUGGUCCUGCUGGAACCUAUGUGUCUGGGAAGCCUCUCUGGGCUGCAGAUUUGCCUAGCUGCUUAAGUUAUUAUAGGGUUAGAUCUUUCUUGGCUAGAUCUGCUGGGUUUCAGACGGUGUUGUCUGUACCUGUGAAUUGUGGAGUUGUGGAGCUUGGUUCUUUGAGAAAUAUUCCAGAAGAUAAGAGUGUGAUUGAGAUGGUUAAAUCAGUGUUUGGUGGUUCUGACUUUGUUCAGGCUAAAGAAGCUCCCAAAAUCUUUGGUCGACAAUUGAGCCUUGGUGGAGCUAAACCAAGGUCUAUGAGUAUUAAUUUCUCCCCCAAGACAGAGGAUGACUCGGGUUUUUCCUUGGAAUCGUAUGAGGUGCAAGCAAUUGGUAGUUCCAAUCAAGUGUACCCUUAUGAACAAGGGAAAGAUGAGACAUUGUAUCUAACUGACGAGCAAAAGCCGAGGAAGAGAGGGAGAAAACCUGCAAAUGGAAGAGAAGAGGCUCUAAACCAUGUGGAAGCAGAACGACAGAGGAGGGAGAAGCUGAACCAGAGAUUCUAUGCAUUGAGAGCUGUGGUGCCUAACAUCUCCAAGAUGGAUAAGGCUUCGCUCCUUGCGGACGCAAUCACAUACAUCACGGAUAUGCAGAAGAAAAUCAGGGUAUACGAAACAGAGAAGCAGAUUAUGAAGAGGAGGGAGAGUAAUCAGAUAACUCCAGCAGAGGUUGAUUAUCAACAGAGGCAAGAUGAUGCAGUGGUGAGGCUAAGCUGUCCGUUGGAAACUCAUCCUGUUUCAAAGGUUGUACAAACAUUGAGGGAGAAUGAAGUUAUGCCUCAUGAUUCCAAUGUCGCUGUAACAGAAGAGGGUGUGGUUCACACAUUCACUAUCCGUCCUCAGGGUGGCUGCACUACUGAACAAUUGAAGGACAGGCUCCUUGCCUCUAUCGCACAGUAACUGAUAUGUGAUAGAGUGAAAGUGUUGAGCUUGUAUCAAUGUACUAUUAUUACUGGCCAAACCAAAACAAACUCGUAUUUAGUAAGAUCGUGUUCAUUGUACUUUUAUGUAAUGUUGAGAUUUGUCUUUUACAUAUAAAAGAUUUGAGCAAAAA